UUACACUCUACUCCCUCCCACCCCCUCUGUCUCUCCCUGAUUCCCUCCCAUUCCUCACUGUCUCUUUCUCAUUCUAUUGAGGAGUGCGGCUACAGAGUUUCUCUGUGUGUGAAAGAAUCAAUGUGGGAAGGCAGAAUCUUGCACAGUGCUGCCGGGGAGCUUCUCAAGGGAAAUGCAACUUUUGCAAUACCCUGUCCCACUGUGUCUUGCUGGCUGAAAUGAGCACUGUGAAGGUUUCCUAUUGCCAGGAUCGCAAGGAGCACGCUGUGAGGUAGGCAAGGCUUGUAAAUGGAAACAUGUACAGUCCACACCCGGGCUAGUUCAGUGGGUGGAAGUUUUAUGAAAUUAUGCCCUUUGCUCCCCCUUUGUCUACUUUCAAUGGUGACCAGACCAACCCCCUUUUCAAUUUAUAGGAGAAUGUUUAACCCCUUAAUGACCAAUGGCAUUUCAUGCUAUCACCACAAUCUGAUUCUUAGAGACCCUAUGCCAGCAUGGGAUGUCCUGCUUAUUGCAGCUCUAUAGAGCCUUGGUACCAUGACAUGAUUGACACAUUCCAUUCUGAUAUAGAAUAUUUAAAGGAUGGUUUGUUGUGAUGGAAUGAAACCAGAUCCUUUGCAAUCCUGCAAAAUGAAAUGCAUUAGUGUGGGAGGAUUGUUUGUCUUAUUAAUUGCGAAUUCAUAUACAUUGCAUAUACUCCACCUGAAAAGAAUAUGGUGCAAGUUUGUGAAUUUUAUUUUAUUUUCAUUUUUUUUUUUACAUUUAUUUUUAUUGCUUGGUGUCCAUUUAAAUUGUCACAUCAGAAUAAACCUUAUUGUCAGACUCCCUGAGCAUUAACCAGUGGUUGACUACUAGUAUAAUAACUGACAGAUGCUUCUCGUUUUGUUGUUUUUAUGUUUUAUUUUAUUUUUUGUAUUUUUUUUUAUUUUUGUUUUCUUCCCCCUUUUUAGAUGAUUGCAGUCACCGACCCCGUUGUUUUCCUCUCUCUGCCUGUUUUGACUUGAAAAAAGAUCAUGACUGAAGUCUUUCUCUCAGCUCUUUUGAAUGUUACUCAAAGCACUUUGCUGACAAGUGGAUCAUCUUCUGGGAAUGUCUCAAAAUGCUCACUGACAAAGACAGGCUUUCAGUUCUAUUACCUCCCUGCUGUGUAUAUAGUAGUUUGCAUUACAGGAUUUAUUGGUAAUAGCGUAGCAAUAUGGAUGUUCAUUUUUCAUAUGAAACCAUGGAGCAGUAUUUCAGUCUACAUGUUCAACUUGGCACUUGCGGAUUUUUUAUAUGUACUUUCCCUCCCAGCACUGAUAUUUUACUAUUUUAAUAAAACAGACUGGAUCUUUGGGGAUGCCAUGUGUAAACUGCAAAGAUUUAUUUUCCAUGUUAAUCUUUAUGGAAGCAUCUUGUUCUUGACUUGCAUCAGUGUGCACCGAUACACAGGGGUAGUACAUCCUCUCAAAUCACUUGGGAGGUUGAAGAAGAAAAAUUCCAUCUACAUCAGUGCACUUGUCUGGUUCAUUGUUAUUGCUGGUAUAGCCCCUAUUUUAUUCUUCUCUGGUACUGGCAUCAGAAAAAAUAAAACCAUCACAUGCUUUGAUACAUCUUCUGAUGAUUACUUAAGAAGCUACUUCAUAUACAGCAUGUGCACCACUGUAUUUGGGUUCUGUAUUCCCUUUAUUUUAAUUCUGGGAUGUUAUGGAUUAAUCGUCCGAGCCUUGAUCUAUAAAGAUAUGAAUAAUGCACCUCUGAGGAAGAAAUCUAUUUAUUUGGUUAUUAUUGUGCUGACUGUUUUUGCUGUGUCCUAUCUUCCCUUUCAUGUGAUGAAGAAUCUGAAUCUGCGAGCCAGGCUGGACUUUCAGUCUCCUGAAAUGUGCUUCUUUAAUGACCGGGUUUAUGCCACCUACCAAGUGACUAGGGGUCUUGCUAGUCUUAAUAGCUGUGUAGACCCCAUCCUCUAUUUCUUGGCAGGAGAUACCUUUCGGCGUAAGCUGUCCAGGGCAACGAGGAAAGCCUCUAGAAGAAGUGAAGCGAAUGUGCAAUCUAAGAGUGAGGAGAUGACUCUCAACAUCCUAUCAGAGUAUAAGCAGAAUGGAGACACAAGCUUGUGAAGACAAAGAAGAUGCCUGGAUUGCCCAACAUACCCAGCUCUUAGCACAACGGAAUGCAUCUUGAAUGAAUCUGGAUGUUCCUUGUAAUGAUCUUACGGGUAAAAGGCAAUUGAAAUGCUAAAAUGAGCAGACAAGAACUACUUGUUCUUGAGAAAGCUGAAAGUUCUAUGGCAUUGUGGAGACAUUUGCACUUUCAGAAGCAUCUGCUGAAUCAGAAAUGUGUUUUUCCCUGUACCAUUUCUUUAUCCUCACAAGCUAUACAAUGGUAUUUUUAUUUUUACACAUUAUUCCAGAAUUUACUGUGAAUAAGGUUCUACUACUGCUAAUAAUAAUGGUGAAGGAAUGUAUCUCAAAAAGUUGUAACGUGCUGUUUUAAAGAUAUUUUAAAGUAUUACUAAACUAGGUGAUUUUGUUUCUUGUGAAUCUGCUUUUCUCUUAGCAAUCGACGUUUAAAUUAUUGUACUGAAGAGGUAUUCAUUUUAGAAACAGAGUGUAGGGGUGCAUUUGACAUGCACCUCAUUUACAGCGUUGGGCUGGAUACAUCCAUUUAACAUUACUGUCAUUCUGUCAUUUAGCUGUGUCAGUAAAAAUUAGACAUAUGUGGUGAAAUAUUUUAGCCAAAUUUCAUUAUGUUGAACUGGACAAAUAUUGUUGAAAUAUGUUUUUACUGAUGAUGUCUAUUGUGAACAAAAGGUUACUUACAUGCCUACUUAUCUACGUACCAAUGUCGGGUUUGAUGUGUAUAUGAAUCUCUUGGUACUAAAUAUUAGAAGUCUUUAGUACAAUAUAAGCAAACCAUGAAGAGUUGCACAAAACUAUUACACGUACAAUUAUUUGUGAACCUUUUUCAUGAAGCCAUUCUAGUAGGAAAAAAAAAAGAGGAUUUAUAUUGCGUUUGCAUACUAAAUUCUAAGGGCUUUAACCUUGAAAAAAAAAUGAGAAUUGGUAAAUUUAAUGACAAAAAUAUGCUUUAUUAAUUCAAUAGGUGUUUUUAUGCAAAGGCCUCUCGGCUAAGGAGAGAUUUUUUUUUUCACAGCAGAAUACAAGGGAUUUAACAUGACCUUUCAUAUCUUUUUUUUGACCUGUUUUCACUAACUGCUGAUAGACCCAAUAUGUAUGUAAAACAGCAUAUACUCUGAGCGUUAAGACUUUUACAGCUCAGUACUGAACGUUACAAUAAUUAUUUUUGACAUAUGGCACGAUGCAUCUUGCAUUAAGUCAAAAGAAUAUGAAGGGAUAAAUAUGUGAUUUAUAUGUUAAACGUACUGUGUAUGUUUGGAGUAUAGUAUGUGUUUAAUGCUCAUGUGAAAAAUGUUUAUUUUUGUACCAUUAUCUGUAAUUUAAUAUAGUUCAGUAAAUCAGUUUUACUUGUGAUUAACAGUGCCACUUAAUUGAUUUGCCUAUGGAGACAGUGUUACUUGACAUUUAAGCUUCUCAGGUUUUGUAGAUCGCAAUUAACUAAAUGUGUUUAACUUUCACAAUAAAAGGGUUGUCCAUUUCUAUAAAGCGAUGUGAUGUGUGCAUGCAGGUGUAUAUGUACAGCAUGGUACUAGAUGCUAGUGACUUUACAUCGACAAGGAAACAGCAAUGCAACCACAAGUCUGUCUGGUAUUGUACUUGGCCAUUUAAAACUGAAAGAGACCCAAUAAAACUCUAAACUACUUUUUUUUUGCUGUUUUUUAUGUUAUUAAUCCCAGGAAAAUAAUGACAAGGAUGUACA
Messenger RNA from Pelobates cultripes (western spadefoot toad), 3816 nucleotides. NCBI's taxonomy places the organism in Eukaryota, Metazoa, Chordata, Amphibia, Anura, Pelobatidae. The record is from the annotation of a GenBank genome assembly.